CCAAGGUGCACAGAUUUUCAAACACUGUUAGCAUUUGGCAUAGUCCUCCGAGGCUCAGAAUAUCGCAAGCAAUUUCUUGACUACCCAACUUGAGGAUAAGUCCCUCAGGCUUGGCGUGACAAACCGUCACUGCCCUAAGCGCGGCGUCACGCUGCGCGCUUUGUUUCCUCCAGUGCUGGCACAGGCUUGCCGUACCCCGCCUUCCCCUCCUCCCCACCACCCUCAACGGUUCCCCUCUCUCACCCUCGGUUGAUCCCUUUUCUUGCAUCUCAAUCAUGGCACCGAAAGGGUGGUUCAAUCUCGAGACGGCUGGCAGUGCCAUCCCGGAAACGCAGUUCUUCGAGGGCGACUCGGCGUUCAAGUUCCUCGGGCUCUCGCGCACGACGCGCUUGUAUGGUUUUGCGGGGUGCUUAAUCGCGGGAUUCGUGUUGAGUCUGAUUGGGAGCAUCUUGCUGUUCUUGCCGGGGCAGUUGGGGUCGUUUGCUGCACUCUACGUUCUGGGAACGAUCAUCUCAUUAGUUGGAACUGGUUUCUUGAUCGGGUUCUUGAAGCAGCUCAAGCUUAUGUUCAAACCUGUACGCGUACUCGCCAGCAUCGUCUUCCUCGCAUCCAUCGCCCUCGUCCUCAUUGCCGCAUUUGUCCUCAACAGCGAUAUCCUAGCCAUCAUCUUUGUCAUCGUCGAGUACCUCGCAUACACCUGGUACACCCUGUCGUACAUCCCGUACGCACGGAGUGCCAUCUUGAAGGUGAUUGGCAUGGGUGGCUGAUAAGCUCCUCUAUGCGCGUUUGCUUGGGCAUCUCUGGACUGGGUUACGACGACGACGAGACUCAUACAUAUAUUGCUUGUCUGGUAAUAAUAAGUACAUUGUUGUGGCAUUUACGCAAUGACGACGCUUUACAGGGAUC
Messenger RNA from Schizophyllum commune H4-8, 906 nucleotides. Its product is annotated as SFT2-domain-containing protein. Lineage: Eukaryota; Fungi; Basidiomycota; Agaricomycetes; Agaricales; Schizophyllaceae. Gene Ontology annotation, biological process: vesicle-mediated transport. The coding region runs from base 276 to 767 and encodes 163 amino acids. Gene Ontology annotation, cellular component: membrane. The record is from RefSeq and is a predicted model, not a curated record. The transcript has 7 exons.